Hippocampus zosterae (dwarf seahorse) is the source of this 1081-nucleotide messenger RNA. RefSeq lists its product as uncharacterized. Gene Ontology annotation, cellular component: membrane; cytoplasm. The record is from RefSeq and is a predicted model, not a curated record. NCBI's taxonomy places the organism in Eukaryota, Metazoa, Chordata, Actinopteri, Syngnathiformes, Syngnathidae.
CUCAUCAUGUGACCCGCCGCCGAUGUCACAAAUGUGUACAGGUCGCGACCCCGAGGAGCCCCUCGCUCCGGCCCAGGCUCCGGUGGCAGCGACGCCGAUCCUUGCAUGCCUUGGACAUCAGACCCGAGCAAACAAAGCAAAUCGUGGGAAGGAGUCUCUCUGGGCCGAGGGAGUUGGCAGAGGAGCCAUGUUGGGACCUUAAGGCAGCAAGGAUUGCGGAAUUUCGACCUCCUCAGUUCAGAAUUAUUUUCAAAUCCGGGAUUUCAUUCCAAACGGUCCCCUCUCACUCUUUUGAACAUGAACAGGGUCCGGGCUGCAUUCAGGGCCCACCCGUACAUCAGCAACGUGGUCGGCUACACGGCGCUGUUCUCCUGCGCCGACCUUUUCCAGCAGCGCGUGUUGCGCCGCCGAGACCGCUCCGCCGACGUGGACUGGCGCCAGACAGCCCGCGUGGCCACCGUGGGCUUCUGUUUCCACGCCAACUUUAACUACCAAUGGCUGCGCUGGCUGGAAAGGGUGCUGCCCGGGGGCGGGGUCAAGGCGGUGACGGGCAAGGUGGUGGUGGAUCAGCUGGUGGCCGCCCCGCUCACCAUCAGCGCCUUUUAUAUUGGUUUGAAUUUCCUUGAAAACAAAGAUAAUCUUUUUCAAGAUUGGAAAGAAAAAUUCUGGACGUCUUACAAGACCGGUGUGGUGUUCUGGUCGACAAUGCAGGCUGUGAACUUUUCCCUGGUCCCCCCCAUGGCUCGGACGGUGUUCCUUGGCGGAGUCGCCCUCGUGUUCACCAUUUUCCUGUGUCACCUCCGACAGCAGGACCACAAACUGGAAUGAAUUUUCGCCAACUUUUGUACUCAAUGGCCAUCUACGGCACUGUUGUCAUUUUUUUUUUCUUCAAGAUUUUAAUAGCGUGUCGAAUUAAAUUUCAGACCAUGCUAAUCAGAAUUCUAAUGAGAUUGUCACCUGUGAUUAAAGCCCAGUUUUAAUUGUCAUAUGGGUCGUUUACCAUUGAUGAUUUCUUCUAUUUUGUUGGUGCUGCAUAGAUGAAUUUGAAAGUGUAUUAUCAGAAGCUGUUGUAAACGAUAAG